AUGAAUUGCUAUCCUACAUGUAGGUCUUUUAUCAAAUCUAGAUUACAUGUACAUAUUAGCAUUAAUCAAUUUUUGUUUUAUGUGUGUGUCAUUUCAGAUCACUGGUAUAAUGAUCCAAGACCAACAUAUGCUUUGAUGGAAGUGAUUCGUGGUGCCAUUGAUGAUUCUACAGAUCUUAGUUAUCGUAAGGAUUUUGUAGAUAUCAUUAAAUCCAUGGGACUAGAAGAACCAAAGAUGGCACUAGCUGGUUUGCUUGACGUGCUCGACACGCGACGUGUAGCGAAUGCGGAGAAGCAACAAAAAUUGAUAUUACUAUGUGAAGAGAUGACAGAUUUAUCUGGCAAGAAGCAAGACAUUGUUGGGCCUUACUGCCAGAAACUAGGUAUCACACCACAGUGGUUGCAAGCCAGAGACGUUCUUGCAGAUGAUAUCAUCAUUACUAAUGGCAUAAUUUCUGAACUUUUCCAGUACCGUUGGAGACAUUCCAUUGGAUGGAAAACUGUAAUGGAUGAUUGGUGGUGUAAAUUGUUUCCAAGUGAUGACAACGUUCCGCUGACGAGUACGGUCCUGAGUAAUUGGGGAGCUGUUGAUCGAAAAAAGCAGCUCCUCAUCAGAGACAGACCAUUAAAAGAAAAGGAUGAAUUCCUACAGGAGAAGUACAUUCACCCUACUACUAAAACACCGAGACCAACUGAAGACAACAUACAUGUAGAUCAAGUUCAACAAGUUGACGCUGAUGAUGCUAGUAGUUGUGUGGAUGAAGGUUACACCAGCGAAGUUUCUGUAUCUCCCUACAUGCUUAGAAGACACGGUGACACCAUCGCUAUAUUGCAUGAGUUGUUAGAGCAAGAGAAACAAGAAAACUGUCAUCUAAAUCACAAGUUAGCUGAGAGUGAAAUGCAGCGUUGUGUAGCCGAAACCCGUGCCAGUGAGGCAGAGAGCGCUGCACGUGAAGCAGAAACUGCAAGAGCUAUGAAAGAUGCUGAAAUGACCAAAAUGACCAAAGAACAUAAAAAACAAUGUUCAGUGUAUGAACGUGAGCUCCAAGCAGCAGCAGAUUUGAGCAGAGAACUAAAUAAAGAUAUGAAAUCCUUAAAAUCUGCUAACAUUGUUAGGCGACUUGCAACAAGGGAUGCACAAUUGAAAAAUAAGACAGAGAAGGUGUCAAAGUUGGAAAAAGACAUUGAGAAAUUACACCAGGUGAUAAAAGAACUAAGAAGGACAAAAAGGAAUCGCACUGAGCAAAUUCACUAUAAUGUAAAUAAAUGUGCUAGAAUCAAGGAGAAGUUUGAGAAUGAAAAUCAGUCACUAAAAAAGAAAUUACAAGAAUUGGAAGUCGACAGUGACUGUCUGCGAAACCAACUGGAUGAAAUCAUGGCCAAUACAGAGGUUACUACUUUUGAGGAUGGUGCGUACACAAGUGACAUCCGUGUUGUAUGCUAUGAGCUCAUCUCACGAGGAGUGGGAUCAAAACAUGGAUCAGACAUCAUUCGCUUGGUAUUGCAGCGUGUCGCAGGGCUGGAUUGUGGCAAACUCCCAAAGCCCACUUGUAUUCGAUACAUGGCAUUUGAACAGGCCUUGCUUUCGAAACAUGUGGCCAAGGAAGCUAUUGAAAGUACAAAAAUCCAGUGACCA
Messenger RNA from Lytechinus variegatus (green sea urchin), 1635 nucleotides. RefSeq lists its product as uncharacterized. Bases 1 to 1632 code for a protein of 543 amino acids. NCBI's taxonomy places the organism in Eukaryota, Metazoa, Echinodermata, Echinoidea, Temnopleuroida, Toxopneustidae. The transcript has a single exon. The record is from RefSeq and is a predicted model, not a curated record.